AUGCGACUGCACUAUAGAGCGAGCCCGCCCAGAGUGACAACGCAUGGAGGUAAUCGCGCAGCAGGAGCAGAAGACCCAACCGACCCGCAAACGAUGCUGGAAAUUCUUCAGCAACAGCUGGAAUCAUUUCAGACAUUUCAGCAACAGAAUCUGGAGAAUAUUAACACGGUACAGUCUAAAAUCCGUGAGAUACUAAACAAAAAUAUAUUUGAAAGGAAAACUCCACUAUGUAGUUCAGACAAGAUUCUGAUGACUUGCACACCAAGUGAUGGAUCUCUGCUUAUGGAAAAUCCUGAAUCGCCGCCUUCUAAGAGAAAAGUUCAUCAUGAUCAACAACCCUGUUCAGAUGAGCAUGUGGAAGCAAAUUCCAAUACUGGAAAUGUUGUCAGUGAUAUAAAUAUUCCACAAGGGAUUUCGCUUAAAACUAUAGCAACUGAAAAGGUUGAAAAUGCAGACGAUCUGUUUGGAAACAACAGGAUACUCGCAAUAAAAGAUGAACAUAAACGUGGACAUUUGCUAUCUGGCACUGAUUUGGAGACAGAAAGGUUGAAGGCUGCCCAUGAGAAGGUCAUUCUGAGUGAAUGUAAACAUCAUAUACCUUUUCCCAAAUUUGGGAAAGAAUUUAAUAGAAUAGACAAUACUAACUAUCCUACCACGUUGCUGAAACAAGCAUUUCAGAAGUCAGUCCGUAAUGAUUUGGAUUUGUUAGCAGAUAAUACAGAAAAAUCUGGGGUUUUUUACAGAGAAAAAUUAAAUAACUUCAAAGAAAGUGCAGAAAUUGUGACCUCUCUAGAUGAAUCACACCUUGGUUUAAUUCCAGUUAAAGAAAAUGGCCUACAUUUUGAUCUAGAAUUUUAUAAAGACUCCAAAUGUGCCGAUGUAUGGGGUGGUUCUCCUACAACAGUAUACAGUGAAAAAGCAGAAUCUCAAAGCAAAAAUGUACACAAAGAAUUUAGAUUCAAUUACAGUGAAGGUGACAGGUUCCAGGUUAAUUCUUUUUCCGAGAUGGUGAAAGAUAGGCUACUAAUGCUUGAUAACAAAGGGCAACUAAAAAAAGAAAAAGAACAACAACAGACUACGUUGCCGAGGCCAGGAAAUCAGAAGUUCAGCAAAAUCAAAGUAGCCUCUGAAUAUGAUGGCAAAAUUGAAGCAUUGCAAAAGUCCCUGAAAAAUUCUGAGCAUUUGCAAAAAACAGUACGUGAUCUCCUGAAUGAAAAUGUAGCUCUCAAGAACAAAGCGGAACCUCUUACUGUUGCCAUACAGUCUUCAAAAGAAAAAAUAUCAAAAUGUAAUAUGCAAAUUAAGGAUUUAGCUGAAGAAAAGAAAAGUGUGCAAGUCCAGUUGGUUAAAUCACAAGAAGAUAACAAGGAAUGUAUUAAGGAAGCAAAGAACUUCUUAAGGAAAUGUAAAGAACUCCAAAACCAGAAGAACAUCCUUGACAAAGAGAGGAAUCGACUCCAUAAUGGAAACCAACAUUCAAUACAGACACAACAUGAUUUUCAAAUUAGGAACCAGAAAGUAGAAGAGAAGAUGACUGCUGUUUCCUGUGAAGGAGAGAGGCUCAGUACAAUGCUAAAGCUCUUGCAAAAGGAAUGCUUCGAGUUACAAGAAACAAAUAAAAAACUUAGGAUAGAAAUAUCCCAGCUUACAAAAGAAAAUAGUUCCCUAGAGCAAGAUCUUGAAAGAAAUCAGAGUGAAAUGCAACAAAUAAAAGAAAAAGGAACCGCAACGAAAUCUGAACUGGAAACUCAUCUUCAGUUAAUGCAAACACUGGAAGCCAAAAAACUUAACCUUGAACUGACCCUGCAGGAAUGUUCUGAUACUAACCAGAUGCUGCAGAAGGACUUUGAGAAACUCCAAUCAGAUAAAGCUUAUACAGAAAAGAAACUCAUGACUGAACUCAGAAAUGCAAAAGCAGAUAUCUAUCUUUUAAAGUCUAACUUGACCAGUGCAAACGGAGAAUGCAAGAGGUUUUCAACAGCCGUAACAAAUGUCACAGGGGAAAAUCGGUUCCUUAAGAAAGAACUGCGGGAGUAUAGACAAGACACUUCCAAAUAUGAAGGUGACAUUAGAAAAUUGACCGAAGAACGCUUACUAUUAGAAAAUCUCCUGUGGACUACUGAAAAUGAGAGAGAUGUAUUACAGUUUGAAUUCCGCCAUUUGCAUAAGGAUUAUAUUUAUCUCCGAUGCCAAGCUACAGCUCUAGUCUGUGGGCAAAGGAAACCUGGUUACCAGGUACCAUGGUACUCGUAUCAUGCAAUAUAACUGUUACUCUGAAUAUUCCACUAGAAUGUGUACAGAAAUUUCUGUUCUAAGUAUAAAGCCUUGGAAUACGAUUCACAAGGUGAACUUUAUUCUACAAUAUCUUAUUAGCCGAUUUUCUCUUCCAGGCAAUUCCUGAUAAUCUACAACAGUCCGUUGCUUCAAAUAAAUCUUAAUAAACCGUUUUCUUU
This is a messenger RNA of Pygoscelis adeliae (Adelie penguin), 2453 nucleotides long. It is a transcript of the gene CCDC110, whose product is annotated as coiled-coil domain containing 110. Lineage: Eukaryota; Metazoa; Chordata; Aves; Sphenisciformes; Spheniscidae. The record is from RefSeq and is a predicted model, not a curated record. The transcript is spliced from 5 exons. Bases 1 to 2265 code for a protein of 754 amino acids.